GCUGGUUACGAAAUCGCAGCGAGAAUUCUUACAACCACAGGCGAGGACGCACCCCUAACAAAGUCUGCAAGGCUGUGUGUGUAGGUCAGCUGCAGUCUCAAACAACGUGUGAGGUCCUGGUUGGGGCCAAUUCCAGUACCGAUACGAAAUCCUCCGCAGCCCAACGCCCGGGCUCUGACGCUUCUUUCUCGCGCGGAGACGAGGGUCUCUGCCGGGCUUUUCGGCUGUUUUGAAAAGAUUCUCCAGACGGAUCUUUUUUGGGCCACAGAGCAGAAACCCUCCGAGGAGAAGCUACACUGAAUAAAGGAUUUGAGCCCCCCAGAGACCACCAAGGCGAGGUCCUCCGGGGUCCAGAGCGUCCCGGAAUUGGGGGCGGAGACUCCUGGAGGCGGAGCACUUCCGGCCAACGCGCGGGCGGUCUCCUCCCGCUCGCAAGGUCCCAGGUGCAUACUCCUUGAGCAGGUGUCAGGAAGAUGGCAACCUUAGAGGACGUUGAGGAGUCCACUCCUGUCCUGUCACCCAGCAGUCUGUCAUCACCAGGGACACCUGGAGACCAGCACCACGUGCAUCCUCACGGGCACAGGAAGAUGCUGGGCUCCCCCUGUUCCAGUCCCGAGGUGCCUUCCCAGGCAGCAGACCUGGACCUUCAAGACAUAGAGGAAGUGGAGGUCAGCAGAGACACCUGGCUUGACUCUGAGUGGGAGCCCAAGAAGACUCCAGCGGCUCUCAGUUCCCACAGCCCUGGAGAUGGCCUGGCCUCAGAUGGAAGGGCUCUGAGGGGCCUCUUGAAGAGCCUCCCCAGCAUGUCUAAGUGUGGGGACAGCUUUGGCCAGGAAUGUACCGUGGAGCAGUCAGCAGGCCUGCCUCCAGGGACCCUGCCCUGCUCUCAGAAAAGGGACACUUGGCACAUGGUGCUCGUGCCACAGGGAGCCCAAGGGACCGAGGACAGUGCCAAGAAGGCUGCCGAGCUGGGCAGUAGUUUGGGGCGCAGCUGCCGGCAGGCCAGCCCACGGAGCGCCAAACCACACCGCUGUGAGGCCUGUGGCAAGAGCUUCAAGUACAACUCUCUGCUGCUGAAGCACCAGCGCAUCCACACUGGGGAGAAGCCUUACGCCUGCCACGAGUGCAGCAAGCGCUUCGGGAGCUGGUGGGGCUUCAUGCAGCACCACCGCAUCCACACGGGUGAGAAGCCCUAUGAGUGUGGCCAGUGCGGCCAGGCCUUCAGCCACAGCUCACACUUUACGCAGCACCUGCGCAUCCACAACGGUGAGAAGCCCUACAAGUGCGGCGAGUGCGGCCAUGCCUUCAGCCAGAGCUCCAACCUGGUGCGGCACCAGCGGCUGCACACCGGGGAGAAGCCGUACGUCUGCAGCCAGUGCGGCAAGGCCUUCAUCUGGAGCUCCGUGCUCAUCGAACACCAGCGCAUUCACACCGGCGAGAAGCCCUACAAGUGCGAAGAUUGCGGCAAGGCCUUCCGAGGUCGGUCACACUUCUUCCGGCACCUACGGACUCACACGGGUGAGAAGCCCUUCGCCUGUGGCACCUGUGGCAAGGCUUUUGGCCAGAGCUCCCAGCUCAUCCAGCACCAGAGGGUGCACUACCAUGAGUAGCGCACAUCCCAAUAAAGUUUGUGGGUGAACCUGCUCCUCUUGAGAUGGAGAUGCUUUACUGGUACAUGGCAGGACAUGUCCUGUGUCCAAGUAUGGUGGCUAAAGAAACUGUUUUGUGCUAGAUAUCCAUCUUGAUACCCACCAGCCAUUUGUCUCUGACUCCAGUCCCUGAAGAUAAAUUCCCAGUAACCCUGACUCAGUGACCUCCACCCAAAAGUUCACAGCCGUGACAUCUACGCAUCAUGAUAUGACUAACUACUCUUUGGCUUCUGUGACCUGCUUAUGCAGACAUGAGAGGACUAUUUGAGUUCUCCUUUGCUACCUAAUCUUGGCAGAGCAGAACGGCUCCUGGCUGGCUUGUGCAGAUACUCAAGGUCGUCUUGUGGGUUUUGCCUUAAGAAUCCUUCCCUCACCCCCUUCACCCAGCAGUCUCUAGUCUGGCUCAGAGACUGCUGUCCUGCUAGCGGUUUCAAUAAAUAAACCUGAUGUGCCUGUGGGACUUAAAUAGCAGACUCCAGCGAGCAGGCGAGAAGGACAGAAAGGGCAGGCAGCUCCUGGGGCGAGAUGAGGAGUGGUUAGCCAACGUUAGAGGCAACAGAAGCCAAGCAAGAGACAGCACAAGCCCCUGAAGGGAGCAGGGAAACCAAGCUCCAGAAGUGAGAAUCUGUGGGGAGGGAGAAUCUGCAUGGUUUGGUUUCCCAUAUCUGCAACAAAACUCCAACACACACCAGAAAACACAGAUCCACCAAACAACAUUAAAAAAGUCAGAACGCCUAAGUGGAGACCAGAGAAACACAGACAUGUGGUGGCCAUCUUCACUCAUGUGCUAGAACCAGGGGGACAGGAGGGUGUCUCCCAUUCUGUCCCUGGAGACUGGGUCCAUGAUGACAUCUGAUCUCCCCUAUGUCUCCCCAGAUGUCGGGACUUCCAGAACGGAACAACUCACUAAUGGGUCUGCAUUUCAAAUAUGUGUUGGCUGGCAAUUUUACAGAUCCUCAGUGGUCACAGUCUGGGGUUCCCCUAGGCCUCCAAAUCCACAAUGUCCUUGCCCCCAUCUAGGGUCUGUCCUCAACUAGUGACUCUAAUUUGUGACAGCCUUGGUCUCAGGCUUUCCCAGGCUUCACCUGGCCCUGACUCUAGGGUCUUCCAGGAAUCCUGAAUGAGCCCCCAAAUGUUAUGGAGUUUGGGACACCCCACCCCAGGAAAAGACUACAGACCCAAUGCAGAUUAUAAUUAAAAUCUGUAAAAGUAAAUCUAUAAAAAAAAUCUGUAAAAAACAAGCCAAGCGGUGGUGGCACACACCUUUAAAUCCCAGCACUUGGGAGGCAGAGGCAGGCUGGUCUUUGUGAAUUCGAGGUAAGCCUGGUCUACAGAGCUAAUUCCAGGACAGCUAGGGCUGUUACACAGAGAAACCCUGUCUUGAAAAACAAAAUCAAAUCUGUAAAAAACAAAAACAAGCUGAUGUUAACAUUUUCUGAGUUCCCACAGAAGUCUUGUUUUUACGGUUUCCCUGUGUAACAGCCUCUAGAUUACAGAUACUUAAAUUCUGCAACCUGAUGACUUUAUAAAAGAUACUUCUGAAGCUGUUCAGGUUGUCUGCCUCCAUCUGCACACACACAAACUGGCUAUAUAGUAAAAUCAAGCCCUGUCUACAAUCUCUCACUGGUAACUCCAGAUAUGCCUGCUUCAAGUCAUCAGAGCUGGGAGUGUUGAACGUUAGUAUUAAAGGUGUGCAGAGAUGCCUUUAAUCCCAGCCCUCACAGAGGCAGAAGCAGGCAGAACUCUGAGUUCAAGGCCAGCCUGGUCUCCAGAGCCAGUGCCAGGAUAGUCAGGGAUACACAGAGAAACCCUGUCCUGAAAACCAUUACUAUUCCUUCAAAAAGGAAGAGAUGAAGGUCACUGGGCCUUCAUCUGAGCAUCCAGUCACUCCUCCCUCCUAAUUUAUGCAAUAGGCCCUGAGUUGCAUGAAGCCCCAAGGUUUUCUGGGAAAGCCAGGGUGUACGGGCUAAAAACUAGGAAUAAGGAUGGGGCCCAGCUCUGCAGCAGAGGGAAAGCUGUGGAACACACCGGGCAGAGGCCCAGACACUGUCUAACACCCCUUAAGGAGAAACUUCUUACAAUAAAUGGUAUACUUAUU
Molecule: messenger RNA, 3747 nt
Organism: Chionomys nivalis (European snow vole)
Lineage: Eukaryota; Metazoa; Chordata; Mammalia; Rodentia; Cricetidae
Product: zinc finger protein GLI4-like
Exons: 5
Coding region: 474-1610 (378 amino acids)
Biological process (GO): regulation of transcription by RNA polymerase II
Molecular function (GO): RNA polymerase II cis-regulatory region sequence-specific DNA binding; DNA-binding transcription factor activity, RNA polymerase II-specific
Source: RefSeq, a predicted model, not a curated record